Messenger RNA from Porites evermanni, 3835 nucleotides. Lineage: Eukaryota; Metazoa; Cnidaria; Anthozoa; Scleractinia; Poritidae. The record is from the annotation of a GenBank genome assembly.
AUGGAGGAGGCUCCUUUGAAGAAGUUAUUACUACGUCUUAUUGGUUUUUCUAUUUAUGUGGUCAUCGGUGGAGCUGUUUUUAUGCAAAUCGAAAAAGAGGAAGAUCAAAACGCUGCUGAACAAACGUUGGACGAUUUACUGCUCAAGUGGAUGAAGACAUAUAACAUUUCCAGGGAAAAUGUCACAAACAUGUUACAAGAUUUCCAGAGUUUGAAAGAGAAUGGAUACAAACCAUCAUGGAGCUUUACUAACUCAGUCUACUUUGUUCUGCAGCUACUCACGACAAUAGGUAAGGGUUGAAUACUUCGUACAUACAUACAUAUAUAUACUUUAUUUAUGCUCGAAAUUUACAGAGUAGCUGUAGAGCUAAUAUAUUCGAGAAACUAAGUUAAAAUAAAAUAAAAUAUGCGAUAUUACAAUUCCAAUAUUAUUUAUAAACUAUAUACAACAUUAUGCAUGCAGAGGGAAGUAUAUAACUUGUAAAUCUACCGUGAAAAAGCUUCAUAUCUGGGGAUCUCCUGCUUGAAUUCUAGAAAAGUUUAUUAAUGUUUUGUAAGUGUCUGAGAGAGAGUUCCAUAUUUUGCUAGCUAAGUAUGAAAAAGAGUGCAGACCGUAAGUCGUUGUUUUUGGGUUGGGAAGGGCCAGGAUAUGAUUUCCGCGCAAAUUGUAGGAUGAAGACCGUACGGUGAACAUAUCUUUCAAAUAACCUGGAUAAUUCGUAAAGAACAGACUCUUAUAUAAUGUGAUCAUGAAGUUCUGGAGGCUUUUAAUGAAAAGAGAUUUCAUGUUAACUUUGCUUAGUAGAAUGUCAUAUGGACAGCUGUAGUCCUGUACUUAUUUAUUUAUACUUAUUUUAGUCCACCGCACUUAUUUAUUUUUUUUCUUGUGUCAAAUUACACAAUUCAUAAAAGGGAAAGAUGUUUUUAAAAAAUGAUCGGGAUAAACCAAUAUAUCGUGGCUUCAAUAGCAGCAUAAUUAUCUAAACUGCGGUGAACACCAAAUAUUGCAGUGUUUUUUCCGGGGGGGAGGCACUCUUUUAUUUGGCCUAAGCGGGUGAGCCUCUAAUUAGAUAAACAAGGAAUGAUUUUGAUCGGAUCUUAGGUCUUAAAGAGGGCAUACAAUUUCACCAUUUCACUUCUUGAACUGGGUGGUUUUUGUUUUGAACUGGAAGGUUGGCGAUGAGGGGUCUACAUUUGCGGCACCAACAUUUUUUAAAAAUAUUUUAUUCCGUGAUUUUAGUCGGAAAAAUUAUCUCAUUCUGUAUGUACAAACGAAACGAAUCAGGUAAUAAAGUAAGCUCUCUUUUCUUGAAGUGACUAAACACAGUUUCUGUGACACAAACUUUUGUUUUCGCGCGCCAAAGACUGACGUGAUCUGGAAAAAUAAAAACUUGGUUGUUUUCGCCCCUUGAAAUGCUUUAUCCCUCUGCUGUUAACAUCUUUACUAUGAGAAGACAUGCAGCCAAUGGGAUUUUCUAGUAAAAAUGUGAGGACCAGCAGAGAGAAAUGGCCAGAAGUUGUCUGUAGAAAUUUAUUCUGUUUUCGUCGAUUUUUUCACGUCGCGUGACCCCAGCGCGCGCACAAGUUUUGGGCAUGCGUACUUAGGGAAAAACGUAGAGCAUAAGCAACUAAGACGACGACGACAACGACAACAUCGAUAAAAAAACAAUAGGUUUUAUGAACAAAACAACAGCUCUGCACGUGCAUCUCGCUUUUUAGUACAUUUUUUUGACGUCCACCGCACGACUACGACGUGAAACCUCCCAAUGCGACGUUUAAUGGAGGACGUGGACAUACGACGACAAAUUUUCCUUUCUCUAUUUGAACAUGGAAAAGUCCUUAAGAAUUCAACUCCAGGAAAGUCGCCUGCAUUUGACGAAUUGAGCGGUUCCAAAUAGACGCUAUAAAGUUUGAAAGGAUGCAAAUACAUUUUUUUUAGUGAUAGUGCACUGCCGUUGUCGUCGUUGUUGCUUAAGUUCGCUGAAAGAAACGACGAUAUGUCAAAAUCUACUCAUUAGAAUUUGACAACAUUUGGCAAAAUUCUUGUCAGGGGGACACCUAUCUCUAAAUAAAUUCAUAAGGCAAAAUUUUGCUUGUGUUACUUCUUUUAAAACGCUUAUAUCUCGGCUGUUUUAGAGGCGAUUUAGAUAAAAAUUUUACAGAGACAUUGUGAAAUGAUGGACGUUUCGAAGGCUUGUUUUUUAUCUGGUAGAUCGCGCUUUACAGCGAUGCUUUAAGCCACAGUUCUACCAAACUGGGAAAUUGUGAUUUUGUGUCCAAGUUUGCGGAAAGCCGGAAUAGACGAUAGCACUCUGUGAUUUUAUUAAUAAAUGAUCGGUCAAAACUUCCCUAGUGUGUUUUGUAUUGAGCAGAUUUUGUAAUUUAUAAGUUUGCCAGCAAGAUAUAAUCGUUUAAAUGAGCAAAAUCUGUCCUCCCCGAAAUUAAUGCCCUAUAUAUUUUUUAUAAGCGCUGUUUUAGAAUUCCGCUCUAUACAAAACACACUACAGUCUACGAAGUUUACCCCUCCGCAGUGCCAGCUCGUGAAGUUUUGUUUAUCUGCGCUGAAUUCGUGGACACAAAAUUGUCAGAAAAGUCAAAUUUUGAGACUCUCGAAAGUGUCCCGACUAAAGCACGGGUUCCAAGCAAGACAUGUAAUUAUAAGUACAGGUAAUAGCAUGAUUUUUAGUGAUAUUUGGCAUAAAGACCACGAGUGAUAUUUCAAAAUUGUUGAAAGGCUCGUGCAAUUUGAGACCAUUUUGAAAUAUCACAAAUAUUCAGCUGAAUAUUACCUUGAACAGCGACCAAAAAGUCAUAUUUGCAAAAAAUAUAACCCUUAAUAUUGAUUCGGAAGCAGUUAAUUUACCCUCUGUAUAUUUUGUAUCGUGCAGCCACGUCGAACGAAAUCUGUUGUGCGCCACUUUGUUGCUGUAGUAAGUUGCAUCAUGACCCCAAGGAAUUUAUUAUUUGUCCUUUUCAUUAGGUACUACUGCCUAAAUUUACCCAAAAAAUGUCAAUAAUGUUAAGGCAAACUGUUUUUUUGAGUUAAGACGUAAGGUUUAACAUGUUACUGCAAACUAAGAACGAGAAGUCCAAAGACUACUGCAAAGCUGAUUUAAAACAACGUUUAUUGUUUUUUAUAACAAUAUUCAUAUUUCGGCUGGCAAUAUCAGCCUUCUUCAGGUUUACAGAUGUAUUGAAAACUGUUGUCCGUACGGUUUUUGUUGACAGGUUAUGGCAACAUAACCCCUGCAACAGCUGUUGGCCAAGUUUUUACCAUUAUCUACGCAUUUCCUGGAAUCCCAAUCACUCUCCUUGCAUUGCGUGCAGUUGGAAAAUUGGUCAACAUCGGUUUAAAAAAGGCAAACAGACCCCUACACAGAAAACGUCACGGUGCGGCCUGCCCAGAAACCCAAUGUCCUUUCCUGGAAAAAGCAAAUAUGUGCAUCAAUUUAUGUUGCUUCGUUUUAACUUGGUUGGUGGUAACAACAGUUCAAGCGCGUUUGGAACCAGAGGAGUCUGUUGUGUUUAUUGUUUAUUCCAUGUUCGUGACGUACUCCACUGUUGGAUUUGGCGAUUUUAUCCCGUUUGAAAAACACAAAUCCAUUUUUAUCGUAUUUGUUCUGCCUGGCCUGUCCUUUUUAUCGGGUUUGAUUGAUUCUGUUGUCGCUUACUUGGAAAAAAGCAACGUGUUAGGAAAGCGUUGUUAUAAAUGUGUCAGUUGCCUGGGAGUAAAAAUGAAAGCAAAAAGGGCAAGAAUAAAUUCCGCAGAAGCGGUUAAGGCCCAAAAAAGUCAAGAUACAGUAGAAACGGAUAUUAAUGCAGAGCACGCCGUGUGA